This is a messenger RNA of Striga asiatica, 1714 nucleotides long. NCBI's taxonomy places the organism in Eukaryota, Viridiplantae, Streptophyta, Magnoliopsida, Lamiales, Orobanchaceae. The record is from the annotation of a GenBank genome assembly.
UUUUAAUAUUUUUAUUUAUUCAUCUUAAUGAGGUUGAAAAGUUGCAUAAAACUCAAACACUAGUCCACAAUUUCAAUAUUAUUUAUACGAACCAGUUUUACAUAACUUGUUCAUUGUUUCUAAAAAUUGUUUUUAAGAAAAAGUUAAAAACAGACUGCUAAAAGUUAAAAGUUAAACACGACUGCUAAAACAAACGGGUAUUUGAUCCUUUUUAAGAAAAAGAAAGAAGCAAAACAGACGGGCGCAGAACCUAACCUAAACUCUGAAGCCCAAGUAAGACUCAAGUCCUAGUCAAGACUCAAGCCCAAGUCAAACUCUUAUAUUCAGUCUUCUCGUCUCUCCACACCGCCUGUGCGGCGACCUUGGAGCGGCGACGGCGAGCGACGAGUCCUUCGAUUUGAGCGGCGAGCGACGAGACCUUCGAUCCGAGCGGCGAGAGGCGAGGCAGCGGCAGUGAAUGAUUCCGAGCAGCAACAGCAAGGCAGCGUCUAUUUCGGAAAAAGAACUUUUGAACUUGGAGUCUCUAACAUCCAGCUUCAAACCCAAAAACCAUAAUGCUUGAUUCACUUAAUCGCGAGAGUUAGCGGUGUGUCAACAAAUGGAUUGUUUAGUCUGCCCCGAGAAUAGCAUUCCCGACUUUCCCAAACCAAAUAAUUUCUCAACACCGGUCGACAAAUAUCCUUCAAACGUAGACAUAUUAUCUGAUGACCCGUUUGUCAACCGACAAAAAACCCAUUUUAUUCUCGACGGUAUCUCUAAAGCCAAGGCAAGUUGGGCCGCCAAAAACUCAAAUAAACGACCGCUCCCAUCAACGGGACAUACCCCUGUAAUGCCCGUCAGCCAAAAUCAUGCCAAAGCGACUGAAAAGACCUUUUUACCCCCGAAACAGACCUCCGACAAGAAAGCCUCAACAGAAGGUGUCACCAUUGGGAAAAGGGCCCGCCCUUAUUUCGAUGAGUAUUUCGGUCCCGAGAAGUUUGGUAGCUACGAAGAAAUAAUGGAUGCCCUUGAACAGCGGGUUAGUAGCUAUAGCUUAGUAUACGAACAUCCUUCGCUUCACAAACCUUUGAAGUGUAUACUGAAGAAACGGGGUCGUAAACCUACCAAGGAGAAAAUUAAGAAGCCGAAACCGAGAGCUGAACCUAAAAAAGUCGCGCGUAAAGAGGCCAAGAGAUUCCCUGAUAACGUUAAGAGCUUGAUAGUGACUGGUAUGCUUGAUGGGGUGGAGGUGAAAUAUGUUUCUUUUUCAUCGGGGGAGAAGCUUCGCGGGAUUAUUAAAGACUCCGGCUAUCAAUGUGGGUGUGAAUCUUGUAAUAAUUCUAAGACGAUAAACGCGUACGAGUUUGAGAAGCAUGCGGGUUGCAAGACGAGUCACCCGAACAACCACAUACGAUUUAAGAAUGGGAAAAGCAUCCACGAGAUAGUUCAGGUGCUAAAAAGCACUCCGGAUGACAUGUUAUGUGAUACUAUACAAACCGUAACUGGCUCACCUAUAAAUCAGAUGGCCUUUCUUGUUUGGAAAGAAUCGUUUGAAGCGGGCAUUCGAAAGCGUAUUUGUGCAACGUUAUAGCUGGUGAGGCUCGGAUUAGAUUUUAAUUUAGAUGCGAAUUGUGAUGGCAAAUUGUCUCUUGUGUGCAUAGAGGACAUUGAUUAAUAUUAUCAAUUUAUGUCAUCCUGUGUAGAUAUAUCUUUUCUGCAUUUUUUUUUUUUUUUU